UAUUACGUAUUUUUAUGCAUAAUACUGCGAAGCAAAAUGGCUCCUUCUCCAGCUCCAGCGCCUUCCGAAGUUGAUGUGUUUUCUGGACCACAUAGCCGCAUGAAACGACUGGUCCAGUUAUAUUCCGAGAAGUUAUCAGAAGUUGACCUGUCUAGCUGUUCUGACCUUCGUUCAUUGCUGUGGAUCCUGAAGGCAACUUUCUCAGAAUUCAAGACUCAUGAACACAUCGAGAAUGAAUGCAUUAUGUGGAGACUCAAAAAUAGAUUACAAUUUCUCAAGGUUGAGAUAGCAGCUGUGUCUGAGGUUCACUCAGACAACAAACUAAGUGAGAUGGUACAGCUGGUAGAAGAUGCCUGCUGCCAAGCAGACAAGUGCACCUGCCCCAAGCAAGCAGCCCAGAUAGGUCACAAUCUUAUCUUGGCACUCCGUAACUUCACAGAGGAUUUCUUGCCUCACAUGCAAGAGGAAGAAGAGAUUUUCCAGCCUCUGUUGAUGGAAUACUUCAGCUACAAUGAGUUGAAAGAGAUCAAGUCCAAUGUGAUUGAGAAACACCAGAAGCUCACCAAGUACUGCCCAGAGGAAAAAGAAGAGUCAGAAGAUGACAAAGAAACAAUUGAUGCCUCCAGAACUGCACCAGAUGAUGAAGAGGCAUACAACGAGGAGGUGGAGGAGGAGGACAACACCCUGAGUAAGAUUCAAGGACUGCCUGCUGAACUGCUACUGCAUAUCUUCUCUCACCUGAACCCCUUGGACCUGAGCCAGUGCAGCAUGGUGUGUACCCGGUGGGCAGGACUAGCCAGAGACCCGUCUGUCUGGAAGCAUCUAUAUCCAUCACGCUGGGCCAAAGGUAACUGGCAGUUUGGUGCAUCUGUUCAUCUGCCUGAAGACAUCGACAUGGAGUCCUUGGAACAAGACAAUGAUGUCUAUGUCGUGGUUGAUGAGGAUGCAGAUUUUGAUGAAUCCGCAUCUUCUGCCAUUGAAAGUGAUGCCAGUAAUGCCAGUGUAGCUAGCUACAGGGCUGAAUGCAUUCGCCGGGAAGCACGCAUGCUGGUUGCCAUGGCGAAGUACCUAAUUCCUCAUGUUGGAGAUGGUGUAGAGACAAUCAUUCUCUCAAACAGCAAAGGUGUCACUAAUGGCUUGGUCUACAAGUUACUAAUCCAAUGUCCCAACCUGCAAUAUCUCAAUUUGUCAGAAACCAAGAUAUCUGACAUUGCAUUCAAAGGUCUUGGAAAGAAUGGUGUUGGUAGUAAGCUAAGGCACCUGGAUCUCUCUGGCUGUGUGAACAUCACGGACACAACCCUCCAGAGACUGGCAUCUAUCCGACAACCCCUGCAAACCAUACCUGACAAUCAGAUGAUGGACACUUCCAACUACUCCAAACCAGAUUACCAGCACGGCGUCAACGAUAAAAAUGGCAGACCGCUGAAUGUUGAUCCUAUGGUUAGUAACAGAGAUCAGGGGUGUUGCUCAAGGAGACAUAAUGAAACACAACAUGAUACAGACAUUGUCAACAGAAGGCAACAAGGGUCCUGUGACGGUGGUUGUCAUGGAAACAACAGUGUUUCACACUCUCAAAGACUAUCUAUGGAUACUGCUCCAAGGACUAAGAGCCACCAUGAUGGCAGGCAUGAUAGGAGCAGUUACCAUGGGACAGGAGAGUAUGAGCAUGCGGAUGGAGGCAAUUUAUCAAGACGACUGCAAUUCUUGAGUCUGUCAGGAUGCUACAGGAUCACUGAUGUUGGAUUAGGAUUACUGUCUCAAGGAGGGGGCUGGCCCAACCUCGCCCAUCUUGAUCUCUCUGGAUGCCUCAAUGUCAGCGGGGCGGGGCUGUCUCUCCUGGCAGACAUAUGCCCCACCCUCAACCACGAGACAUUCUACUACUGUGAUAAUAUCGAGGAGGGACCGUACGCUGACACUGCCAGUGGCUGCCAGAAUCUUCAGUGCGGUAAUAGGGUAUGCUGCCGUCUGGGAGAGUAGAGAACUUUUGAUACUGCAGAAAAUGAUGUUACAUAAUUCUAGGGCAAGUCUUAUCUACGUUGUCAUUUGGUGUGUCUUUCUUACAAAUUAUCAAGGAGUUCUGAGGAUAUAUCUUCUAUUUGGAACCACAUGAUAAGUCUGUGUUAAAAUACAGAAGUUAAUGCCACUGUUGCUCCAACAGACAAAAUUCAUGUCAAAUGUAUCACAUCACAUCAUUUUUUGUUCAGAUCCAAUCUCUAGUAGGGCUAUUAAUGUAAUACAAUGGUCAGGUAUGCUCCAAGCUGAUGGUUGGAUACGUAUGGGACAGAAUAGCUUGGACUUGCCCUCAGUUGUUCAAACGUUGUUAGAUUUUUUUUCUAGCAGAAUGCUAUUGUACAAUGCAUAAAUUUCUUCAUGCUGCAGAUUUUAGACUACCCUUUUAAUGUCCUAUCCGAGGAACAGUGUUUUCCACUGUAACAUAGCGUGCGUCUAUGAAACAGGAGAGGGGCAUGUUAACACACAAUGCAGGCUUCAGUCAUCCGCUUGAGUUGAUUUCUUAACCACGAUCUUUGGUUCAAUAGUCAGACGCUUUAUCAACUGAGCCAACUCGCAUGCUUUAAAUUCAAAGAUGUAAUCCAAUCUUGUGUAGCAACAUUUCAUUUAUGGUCAUGUGUCUGAAUAUGAAUUAGAAUGUUAUCAUUAAUAUGCUUUCUAUUAGACAUCUUGAAGAGCCUAAUAUUGAUGUGAUAUUUCUGUCUUUUGCAGCUGUACUCUUUCUUUCCAUUGUCAUCAGUACAUUUUCUACUAAAGUCAUCACAAUGUUCAGUUGAACUUAGAAUCCAAAGUUCUACUCCUGCUACAUGUAUUUAUUCAAGCAAUAUUAAAUUAUAUACCAAAAAGUAACUGAUGUUUGUUGAGCCGCAGUGAUACAAAAAUAUUAUCUUCCCAUAGUCUAUGUCUUGUAGCAUACAGUCGAAAUUCACAAUAAAGUGUUUACUGUUUAGAAUUCACAAGUUGACAUUUGAACUGAUAUAUUAAUAUGAUGGUCAUGUCACUGUGCAAUUUACAGGAAUGGAAUAUAUCUAAUGUUUCUUAGAAAGAUCACAAAUGUUAUGUCAGUAUACUAUAAAAACAUCAUAUUACACUACACGAUACAUGCAUACUUUUUAGUUGUCAUCAACAGCAAAGACUCAUAUGCAUUUUAAAACACUGUUAGGAUUGUAUAUUGUAUUUGAUUACAAACAGACCUUUUCUAGUGUAGCCCAUGCUUGUGUAGAUUCAUUUCUUUUGAUUUUUUGAGAUCAACUCAAGUUUUAUACUUUAGAAUUAUCUCAAUAGGUUCAUUUUUAGACCAACAUUUACAAAGUGUUCCAUCAUAUUUGUAUCAAUUAGCGAAAGAGGUUCAGGACAAUUUAAAGAAAAGAAUCAAUGUAAACUUGCUUUUGUAUUAUACAUUCUUUUUCCACAGUUUUGUGUUAAUUUAAUGUUUUACAAAUAUAGUUUUGUUAUGUAUGACAUGUAAUAUUUUGAAAAGAACAUAUAUUUAUUCCAUUACAUCAUCCAGUUUAGUAAGGUAAAGUAUAGAUACGAUUGAAAUCACUUGUUAAAAGAAAAAGAUCAGUCCAAAAUGACAUGAUAUACAUGUACAUGUAAUUUCAGAUAAUCCUUUAACGACAUAUUAUGAAGGGAAUGUAAGCAGACAGCAGGAGAUGAAGAAAGAUUGAUUAUGGCACCAUGGAAUUGUGUAGGGUGCACAAUAUAUUAUCAUAACAGGAGGAAGAGAAGAAGAGCAUGUAAAUAAAAAAUAUAUUAUUACAAUAAAUAAAAGUUUGAAAGGACAA
This is a messenger RNA of Strongylocentrotus purpuratus (purple sea urchin), 3797 nucleotides long. Its product is annotated as F-box/LRR-repeat protein 5-like. The transcript is spliced from 9 exons. The record is from RefSeq and is a predicted model, not a curated record. Lineage: Eukaryota; Metazoa; Echinodermata; Echinoidea; Camarodonta; Strongylocentrotidae. Bases 37 to 1977 code for a protein of 646 amino acids. Gene Ontology annotation, cellular component: SCF ubiquitin ligase complex. Gene Ontology annotation, biological process: SCF-dependent proteasomal ubiquitin-dependent protein catabolic process; intracellular iron ion homeostasis. Gene Ontology annotation, molecular function: protein binding.